Trypanosoma rangeli is the source of this 3912-nucleotide messenger RNA. Its product is annotated as putative myosin heavy chain. The record is from RefSeq and is a predicted model, not a curated record. Lineage: Eukaryota; Euglenozoa; Kinetoplastea; Trypanosomatida; Trypanosomatidae. Gene Ontology annotation, cellular component: cytoplasm; myosin complex; actin cytoskeleton. The coding region runs from base 1 to 3912 and encodes 1303 amino acids. Gene Ontology annotation, biological process: vesicle transport along actin filament; actin filament organization. The transcript has a single exon. Gene Ontology annotation, molecular function: microfilament motor activity; actin filament binding; ATP binding.
AUGCGUCGUGGCAGAAGUGAUGGCUCGGUGAUGUACGCCUCGUCAUCCAGCGACGACGACAGUGGCAGGGCCGACGCGAACCGCAACACUGUUCUUCGCGGAAGCGAUUCCCAUGCCGUGCUGCAAUCGUUGUCUUUGGGGAACGAUCAGCCAGCUGGGGCGGCUUCCCACUUCACAAACAGGCCGCAGGGGUCCGUGGUAUCGGAGGCCCAGGAAAACACACCCUCCACCUCGGCAAGUAAGGCGUCGGUAGCAGUGCAGCUCCAAGAACUCUCAGGGUACACUGAUUGGAGUCCUGGAACGCAGGUUCUUUUCCUGCCGAAUUCAGCAGGGUAUUCUAAGACUGCCUCUGCCACGGAGUGGGAGUUGGGAAGAAUUGUUGAGCUUCUGCCAAUGACCACCGCCAGUGGGGGGACUGGAUACAACAGGGUGGACACCGGCGAUCGUGUUGUUGUUGUGGAGAGGGUUGGCCGCGGAAGAGUUUUGGAUGGGAGUCGUAUCCAGACUACACUUGCGUGCGUGCGACGUUACAGUUAUGAAGGAUCGCCGUUGGACGUUGAUGAUUUGUGUACAUUACCUGAGCUGAGCGAUGCGGCUUUGUUGUAUUCUUUGCAAGAACGAUAUUUAGCCGGACUGUACUACACCUUUACGGAUCGAGUCUUGCUGGCAGUGAAUCCGUGCCGGUCUACGGUGUAUCCUCCACAGGCCCCGCACCCAAAACACAUCGUGGGAGCAAUGAUGGAGGCUCUAUGUCGGCCGAAAAGCCACCUUAAGACUAGAGAAGAUGAUGGUUAUGAGACCGCCCGGGAAUCCGAAGUGGAUGCCACCUUAAAACCAUGCCCGGUGGCUCUUGUUGUAACCGGUGAUAGUGGGGCAGGGAAGACGGAAACUGCAAAGCUUGUUCUUCACCAUCUGCUUGCUCAACCACCCACUGGCGCGGAAGAAAUUGUAUCGCCUCAUGAAGCUUCUGUGUCUAGAGACCUGCUGCACGUUCUUGACGCAACAAGUUGUCUGCUUGAGUCAUUUGGUAACGCCUUGACGCCGCUUAAUGACAACUCCUCUCGAUUUAUGAAAUGUGUCACUAUGUUUUUUAAUCCAUGUACCGGGGAGGGCGUUGGUGCCAAAGUUGAAUGCUUUCUCUUGGAGGUGUCGCGUUUGGUAGCUCGCUUACCAGGCGACUCUACGUUUCACAUUUUUAACAUGCUCUUUGACGCAAGGCACGGACUAACCCCCGAGGAGCGGGAUCGCCUUGAUACAUGGGACCCAACGCUCUUCCGUGCGAUGCAGUCUGAUGUGCAUGAGCCUUCGCUAGGCUUCCCCCCGUAUACGCUCUCGCAGUUUCGUGUGGCCUUGCGGGUGAUUGGGUUUAGUGACAAUAAGGUGGAAAUGGUUUUGCAAGUCUUGUGUGGUAUUCUUCACCUACUGAAUAUUGAGUUUACGGCACGUGAUUUGUUUACACCAGCCUCUGUCGCUCCUGCCUCGAUGCCAGCAUUGGAGACGGCCUCACAUUUGCUGGGAUUUUCUUUGACAGAGGCACACCACUCUCUGGAGACGCUAUUUACGACGGUGCGGCUGGGAAACGAGAUCCGGAAGCUGCACUGUAGGGCGGCCGAGGUGGCGCGGGACUCCACCGCCAAACAUCUUUACGAGUCCCUUUUUCAGUACAUUUUGCGCGGCAUUAAUGAGGCUCUUCAUCCAUUGACAGCGGAGGUGGAGGCGGGGUGUGCAGAGCUCACCAUCCUGGACAUCUUUGGGUUUGAAUUCAGGGAUGAAAAGUGUGGCAGCAACGAUCUAGAACAGUUGUUGAUCAACUACGCGAAUGAGGCAGUGCAACGUUUGUAUGAGGAGACGACGUUUAACAUUUUGCUCACCGAGGCAAGGCGCGAAGGAGUUUCUAUUGAGUUGCCACCCGAGUUGCAGCUGGAUCGUGGUUCCACCUUUGAACUUCUUGUGCAAUGUCCUCAUGGAGUGUUGGACAUCAUCAACGAUGAUAGUCUUCUUGCCCAGCGUUCCCAGCAGGAAGGUGGGACCAAUUUGGCUGCAUUAUUGGUUUCACUCCAAAAGCGUUUUCCGGGCUUAUUAAGACCGCAUGGAUCAGGUCCUGCGAAGGUGUCGCUCCAACACUUUUGUGCGACUGUGGUAUACGACACAAGUAACAUGUCUGCAAAGAACCGUAUCUCUACAGUAGCGGAAUUCAUAUGCGCUGCAACCUGUAAUGAGUUUCUCCAGGAGAUCUGUGGUGUCGCUUUGGCGAGCCCCGCAGGGCAGAGACGGUUCUUUCAAAAUGAUGACGUUGAAAGGAGACUUGCUCCUGGGUCGUACGCUACCACUCUUAUUGGGCGGUUUCGUUCACAGAUGGAAUUACUUAUGACAAGGCUGAAGACCUCCAAACUAUUUUGGAUUAGAUGCAUUAAACCAAAUAGGCAUAAAAGUCAGCAAGAGUUUGACGGGGCACUAGUUCUUUCACAGUUAAAAUGUGGAGCAAUGUUGCGUUCACUCAUGUUGUUUGGAAAGGGGUUCUGCCACAGUCUCAGCUACAAGUCCUUUACACAAAAGUAUCUUUCUCUAGCAGUACGAGGUUACUGCUGUGACGCGUUUCAGCAGAUUGGCUCCGGGAAGAUUCUUGACGCCACUGGCUUACGAGGAACCAAAGAAAAAACUGCGUCGUCCCUCUUGCCAAGUAAGCAAACUCGAUUACGUAAUGGUGUGGCGUUUGAUGCUGCCGUCUAUGAUGCACGCUUUCAAGAGGCAUGUGUUUUGGCAACGGGGUUUCUCUCUUGCUGUAUGGACGGUGCAUUGUUGCUUGGAAGCAGUAAGGUAUUUCUACGCUCGAGCACUCUCCGGGCGUUGCUGGCCUUGGGCAGCUUGGCAAAAAGGGAGGCGGUGCAACGGAUAGGACGCGUGGGACGUGGCUUUCUGGAGCGUCGCUCGUUGGUGGUUGCGUGGCGUUCCUACCAGAAGCAGAGGCGUGUGGCUGUCAUUCGAGAACGCAUGGCGGCCGAAUUGCCACGGCGUAAAACCCUGGAGAGAGAACGCGAGGACUUGCUGUUGCAUUCUUCCGAGGGGCGUGCGGAACAUUUGGCUUUCUUGUCGCGUCAGGCGAUGCAGUCCUCGAAGCGUGUUGAGCGGCACUGGAAGGAGGCGAUGCAUUUACUGACCUCGGAGCUAACACAAGCGAUUGGGGAAAUGACGAUGUUUGACAAGACACGACUUCAGAAGGAAGAGGAGAUCCAGCAGGAGAUGAUGAUGCGGGAAUCUUACAGGAGACGCAUACAGGAGUCCAUGAAUCGAGGGAAGCUGGGUCGCAAGACGGCACAUCGCUGUCUACUUGAAAAGCAACGUCAAGCGACAAGCGAGAAUGCAGCGGCUCGUCGCAGCCAUGCGGUUAUUGAUGCUGAGCGUGAAAAGGUGAUACGAGAGGAGAUCAUUAGGGCCCGUCAGAUGCAGCUGCGGGUAGAGCAGGAGGUAUUAGUGGAGCAGCAGGCGCGAGCGCUUUGGUGCAGGGAACGCCGGGAAACAAGAAACAUACGGCGUCAUUUGGACAAGCAACAACAACGUAUAGCCGAUCGGGCCCGGUUGAAGGAGGAGGUUCAACAGCGGUGUCAUGUGGCCUCGCGACUGUGUUUGCGGUCGCGGUCGUUUCAUUCCUCGGAGGUCCCAAGUUUGGCUUCUUGUGGCAGGGAGAGGGACGUGACGGAGGAGGCGUUGGAAGACUACGCAGCGCUCGGGCUGGUGAAGACCCCUGUAUCCAGAGAGAGUCCCGCAGUAUCGCAUGCUUCGCGCUCACUUCCCAUUCAACGCGAGGCGGGCUCAAGCACCCCGGGGGAAGACCGUAACCCAGAAGUGGAAUGGAUCGUGCAAAAGGAUAUGAUGACAUUCUGGGAGUCUCUGUACGAAGGAUUGAACAGCUGA